Molecule: messenger RNA, 1863 nt
Organism: Didymodactylos carnosus
Lineage: Eukaryota; Metazoa; Rotifera; Eurotatoria; Philodinida; Philodinidae
Source: the annotation of a GenBank genome assembly
AUGAAUUCAAUUUUAUUUACUCUUAUCGCCACCAUCAUCAACUUUGGCCAUUGUAAAAUUUAUGUUACACGAAAUUCACCACCACAAAACUGGCAAAAGGAUACUAUACCAUCAGACAGUGAUACAAUACAAUUUUAUAUAGCGUGUAAACAUGAUCAAGAAUCAGUUGAAUGGUUAGAAAAACUAUUUUGGAAAAAGUCAGAUCCGUUGAAUUCAGAAGAAUAUCAACAAUGGUUAUCAUAUAAUGAAGUACAAAGAUUAGUUAAACCAAAAAAACAUUCACAUGAUAAAAUAUUAAAAUGGUUAUUAAAAUUUAUACCUCAAAAUCAUAUUAUAGAUUAUAAGGAUUCUUUUAAAAUUAAGACUGAAGUACAUUAUGCUGUUAAAUUAUUUGAAAGUAAAACAAAAUUUAGUUAUUAUAGACUUAAACAACGUCCUGGUAUCAAAAUUAUACGUUUAGAUGGUGAUUGUCAUGUAAAAGAAAGCAUAUUUGAACAUAUAGAUAUGAUUACGGGUUUAGAUGAAUUUCCUAGAGAUAUACCAAUAAGAGUAGUACCAACAGCAGGACUCAGUACACAACUCGAUAUAGUUGUCCCACAAUUUAUAACAAAAUACUAUCAUAUACCAAAUGUAACAUGUCAAGGCUUGCCAAAGCCAGUAUCACAGGCAGUUAUUGAAUUUUUGGGUGAAUUUUAUCUUGAAACAGAUCUGCAGUUAUAUUGUAAUCUUACAUCAACACCGUAUAAAGCAUUAAAACCUGAACAUAUAAUUGGUUCAAAUAACUUUACUAAUUUUACAUUAGAUUUUUUUGAAACAGCUCUUGAUAUGGAUAUAAUGAUUGGCCUUAAUCCAUUAGCCGAUUUAUGGUAUUUCAAUACUGAUCCAUAUGAUAAUAGAUGGUUAUAUAUAUUCACAAUGAUAGCUAAUCAUAUGAAAGUUUUGCCUGAAGUAAUGUCAAUAUCAUAUGGUAAUCCAGAAAAUACAAAUUGUGUGGGUGAGGUUGAUUGUGAUUCAUUUAAUCAAUCAUCACAUUUGGAAGAAAUAUUUAUUAAACGUGUUAAUAUUGAAUUUAUGAAACUUGGUUUAAGAGGUGUCUCAAUUGUUGUUUCAUCUGGUGAUGAUGGUGUAUAUGGUUAUAAUAAUACUGAUUGUAAAAGUACGACAUUUAUUCCACAAUAUCCAGCGUCAUCCCCAUAUGUAACAACAUUAGGUGCCACAUAUUUAAAAAAUCAACAAUAUCAACAAUUACAAAAUGCACCGCCAAUAUGUAUAAAUAAUCCACUUGGUCGUUGUGUUAGUGGUGGUGAUGAAGUUGCUGUUUCAUAUGAAAAUGAUCAUUUUACAUCAGGUGGUGGCUUUUCAAAUUUACAGUCAAUGCCAUCAUACCAAAAACAUGUUGUAGAAGAAUAUUUGUACGAGCAAAAAUGUCAAUUACCAUCCUCAUCAAUGUUUAACCGCACUGGUCGUGCAUAUCCUGAUUUAUCAGCAUUAGGUAAUUUUGCCUUGGUUGUUGCAAAUGGCUCAUUAGGUCUUGUAGGCGGUACAUCGAUGUCAUCACCCUUAUUUGGUGCGUGCGUAUCUAUAUUGAAUUCAUAUUCGAAACAAUUAACUAAUGGUAGAACAUUAGGUUUUCUGAAUCCAUUAUUAUAUUUAAUGUAUGAAAAAGAAUCAACUAAAAUAUUCAAAGACAUUACUGAAGGUAAUAAUCGUUGUACUACACAGACCUGUACAGCUGAUUGUAAAGGGUUUUAUGCAUCAGAAGGAUGGGAUCCAGUCACAGGUUUAGGUACACCGAAUAUUCGAGAGAUGUUAAAAUUUAUAAAAGCUUUAAACAGUACAAGAAUUGAUAAUGAAAAAUACUGA